This is a messenger RNA of Paraglomus occultum, 176 nucleotides long. The record is from the annotation of a GenBank genome assembly. NCBI's taxonomy places the organism in Eukaryota, Fungi, Glomeromycota, Glomeromycetes, Paraglomerales, Paraglomeraceae.
GUGCUUACGAGUCAAGAACAAUAUAUGAAAGCUUGGACCAAGCUUGGUCCAUCCUUCGUAUAUUCCCUAAGGAGAUGCUAAAUCGUAUACCCCAAAAGGUUUUGCAAGAAUUCUAUCAUCGCGAUAGAAAAGGUAAAUCUACGCACAAGCUGAGGACCACCGAAGUGGAGGCAUAA